UUGUCAGAUCCUAACAAAUAAAGCAAUGACACAGUAUUAAAUAAUAAUUGCCAUUUUUCGAUUUUUCUCUCUACAUUGAAAGUCAAAAGUUUAAAAACAAUCAAAAUUCAUUUGGGACAUUUUCAGGCGAACAUUGUUGACCGAUAUCUAUUCUUUCUCUACCUUUUUGACGGAUAUUUACCUGUGAAAAAAUUUGUCAGAAUUUCGUCAACCGAAGAAGGAUUCCAACAGGCUCGACUCGCCCUAGCAUAUGUUCAGUUGAUAUUUGGUAUAAUCUAUUCAAGAUUUUAUCUUCGAUUGUACAGGAUUUAUCGGAAAAUUCGAUGCUACUUUGAGUACUUCCUUUCGCCUGUCUUCAAAGAAAUACGGUCGAUAUACAGGCCCAAGAGCAAGAAGAGUCGGCGUAGUAGAAGCAAACGGCGUUGGUGCUUUUGUUAGAUUUACUGACCUUCAUCAUUGUAAAUCUGCUGAAAAUACUCCGAAAAAAUAUGGCAACAAAAACAGCUCUUAUCCUAGCCACGCUCAUACAUAUCCUUCUGCGAGUAUCGAUAUUCAUUGAACAGCCUACGAAUAACUGCUCCAGCGCUCCAACUUUGGCAAGCCUGAUAUAUCUGGCGUCAACACUAAUGGUGAUCUAUGACUACAACAUCUACCCGAAAAGAUACACCAACAUCCCGGUGCCUUGUCAAAGGUUCGCCGAAGUGGUGAUGAUCCUUCUUCUCAUCGAGUUUAGUACUGUCGUAGUUUGGUGCAGUUUAGAGAGGACCUUCCACCGCCUCCUCAAGUGCAUUCUUUUGGAGAAGUCCUCGAAUAUGUACUACGAUAUGGGCGGUGACUUCCUCACGGGGGGUAUGUUGAUCUUUUGUAGUAUUUUCGUUUUCGUAAAUACUGCCUUGGCUACGGAUUUUUAUUAUUCGACAAAAAGGAAGCUGCUUUCUUCCUACAGGAAGUUGGUUGAGAAAGUAAAAAGAAUGUGGGGCAACCUGCCGUUGUGCUAUGAGAAGAAGCCAGUUUGUUGUCCGCCAGUGGAUGCUGAACCGAAAGAUGAUCCAUGCAGAUAUCCGAUGCAGACAAGACGUCGGACAACUGCAAAUUGCUCUUAUAGGAACCAUUGAAAUCGGGACUGGAUGACUGUACUUGGGCGGAUUGAAAGGUUUUAAAUUUUACGUUUACUUGUCCUUGUGUAUGUUGAAUGUGACUUUGUGGGUUAGAAUAAGUGUUUUGAUACAUGAACUGUAUUUUUUAAUAAUUUAAAUAAUAAACACGUGAAUAAACU
Molecule: messenger RNA, 1276 nt
Organism: Hermetia illucens (black soldier fly)
Lineage: Eukaryota; Metazoa; Arthropoda; Insecta; Diptera; Stratiomyidae
Exons: 2
Coding region: 489-1115 (208 amino acids)
Source: RefSeq, a predicted model, not a curated record